GGCAAAACACACGUAGUAUCUAGUAAUAAUAAAAAAGUAUCGAUCUUUUUUCCUCACCCAAACAGAAGCUCCUCGAUUUCGUGCUUUUCAUUGCCAAGCAAACUCAGAAUCUACCAAACCCAGAUUAAUGGUAGAUGAUGGCUCAUCAAGUGAAAUUUCAUAUGCCUAACGAUGAUAGUUCAGUGACGAGGACUCUUCGGGCCUCGCCUAACCAUUUAAACGACAGACCCAGCUCCGAGUGUAAGGGGACAAGAAACAGUUUUGUUUCGUGUAGAAGUUUGGAUGAUUUGUUGUCUGAGUGUACUUAUAAAGGUGUGAGGAGGAAGACAUGGAAUGGGUUUGGAAGUAAAACCAGAACUAAUCUUGUUACUCCAGGGAACACAGUAAAGGAUGAUAGUGAUAGUGUUUUUGAAUCUCACAGUGAAAGACAAGAAUGUAGUGAAUAUCUGACUCAAGUAAGAAGAGUUUCUCCGUACUUCCAGCACAAACAAGGGUGUAAUUCUGAUAGUGAGUCUUCUAAAACGCAAAGUGGAAGCAGUACUAGGAAAGCUAAAGUCCGAAAAGUUUCUCCAUACUUCCAGGGAUCAACUGUUCCAAACCCGCCAAGAGAUAUGCGUCAAUACUUUAAGAUCGUGAAAGUUUCAAGAUAUUUCCAUGGCCUGUCUGCCCAAGUAAAUGAAUCACAAAAGGAGAUACCAAGAAGGGUGAGGAAAACUCCUCUUGUGAGCCAUUCUCUGUCUCAGUCUCAGAAGACUGAUGAGGCAUACCUGCGGAAAACGCCUGAUAACACAUGGGUGCCUCCGCCAUCUCCAUGUAAUCUACUUCAAGAAGAUCACUGGCACGAUCCAUGGCGGGUGCUGGUCAUAUGUAUGCUUCUCAACAAAACUUCUGGUGCACAGACGCGGGGGGUGAUAUCAGACCUGUUUGCGCUGUGUCCUAAUGCAAAGACUGCUACAAAAGUCGAAGAGAAAGAGAUAGAGACUCUGAUAAAGCCUCUUGGACUACAGAAGAAGAGAUCCAAAAUGAUAAAACGGUUUUCUCUCGAGUAUCUUCAAGAGAGCUGGACUCAUGUGACUCAACUGCAUGGCGUUGGAAAGUAUGCAGCGGAUGCGUAUGCCAUAUUCUGUAAUGGCAAGUGGGAUUGUGUGAGACCUGAUGAUCAUAUGCUAAACUAUUACUGGGAAUUCCUCAGGAUUCGGUUUAGGUUAUGAGUGGGAAGAAGAUUGUGCUGAUUAUAUUUUCUUUGCUCUGUUUUUUCUUUUUGUCACAAAUGUUGAAAAGUUGUAAAUGAUAGAGAUCUUAACUUAAUGCUUGUUUAAUCUUAUAUUGUAAUGUCUCUGGUAUCGUAUAUGAGUUCUUUAUGUGUUUAAUA
Brassica napus (rape) is the source of this 1372-nucleotide messenger RNA. Its product is annotated as methyl-CpG-binding domain protein 4-like protein. NCBI's taxonomy places the organism in Eukaryota, Viridiplantae, Streptophyta, Magnoliopsida, Brassicales, Brassicaceae. Gene Ontology annotation, molecular function: catalytic activity; DNA binding. Gene Ontology annotation, cellular component: nucleus. Gene Ontology annotation, biological process: DNA repair. The transcript has 5 exons. The coding region runs from base 135 to 1211 and encodes 358 amino acids. The record is from RefSeq and is a predicted model, not a curated record.